UACAGCUCGAAACACGCGAGGAAAGUGCUGUCGACAGUGCAAACCAAGCUAUUGGACUCAUCGAUUACUGCACUCGUUACCUUAUAUACUUAUAUAGCAUUUCGAAUCGUGCUUUGACGAUGCCCCUCCCCUGCCAUGUUGUGUACAUCUUGGCUUCCAUUUCGUCCGUAGCAGUGGCCCACGGCUGCACUAAAGUAUUUGAACCCAACACUGACUACUGGGGCAACGACAUUGGCUCGACGCGGCAGCCGUCCCCUUCCAAUUGCUGCUACGACUGUUCGUCAAACCCCUUGUGUGUGCUCUUCGUGUGGCACCUUGGCACGUGCUAUCUCAAGAACAAGAAAGGCCCUGCCGGCAUCGCGGCGGGGACUACAGCCGGGGUUGUGUCCCCCCAAUGCUUGGCCAUUGAAGCCGACACGGAUUACUCCGGCAACGACGUUGCUUCCACCCAUCGAGUGAAUGCUCGCGACUGCUGCGCCGACUGCACCGCCAACCCCAAGUGCGUCGUAGCCGUGUGGCACCAUAACACAUGCUGGCUCAAAGGUCACGUGGGCGCCAAGUCGACGCUGGUUGGUGCUCGUGCGAUCUUUCCACGACGAUACGGCACACCACCACCGCCAUCCCCGCCGCAACCGACACUGCAGUUUCGCAACCGAUGCAGUUACCCCAUUGAGCUGUAUAAAGUCGACCGAUGGGUGUGCACGUUGUCGCCCAAUGGUGGUGGAUGUGACCAGUGGCUAAGCACUGGGGAGAACCCCAUGUUUCGACACACCAGGAGCGAACAAGCCACGCUGGUCGAGUUCACGCUGACUGCCAGAACACUCUGGUUUGACGUGAGCGUGGUACCGCCCAACUGCCGCGACGGCAAAAGCCACGACGAGUGCCUCCGCAACAACGGGGGACGCACGGGGUUCAACGUCCCAGUGUCGAUGACCCCCCUCAAGUACAACCAUAACCCCGCCAAAGGCAACUGCCGCGACAUCACGUGCCUGGCAGACAAGUGCCCCCAGGCGUAUGUGUACCCCACGGACGACCUCAAGAUGCGCGAUUGCCCCGCCGACGAGUCCAUGUUAGUCACGUAUUGCCCUUAAAUCUUAGUACACAAUUGUGCCGUGUUGAAUCGUUGGGGAUGGCUUGUGAAUCUAAGGCUAGUCCCAAAAAGAAAAACAAAUUAACAGGCC
This is a messenger RNA of Aphanomyces astaci, 1181 nucleotides long. RefSeq lists its product as hypothetical. Bases 120 to 1091 code for a protein of 323 amino acids. Lineage: Eukaryota; Oomycota; Saprolegniomycetes; Saprolegniales; Verrucalvaceae. The transcript has a single exon. The record is from RefSeq and is a predicted model, not a curated record.